AGCCUGCAGGAUGCUGCGGGGGCGGCGGCAGCGAAGGAGGCGGAGGAUCAGAGCGCGACCGACCUGAGCCCUUUAAUCCUGCAGAGGAGCUCAAUGAGAUGGGAUGGAAAGGUCUAUGAAGAGAUCCCAAUAGCUCACAUCAAAGCCACGUACAACAACACCCACGUCCACGUGGUCAGCUUUGACAACAGGCCCUUUGCCCGAACCUCCUGUGGCACAGAAGGCUUCCAGAACGCCAAGAAGGGGACUGCCAUCGCGGCACAGACUGCAGCCAUGGCAGCAGCAGUGAAAGCACGUGGGAAGGGCGUCUUGCACGUACGAGUCAUGGUGAAAGGACUGGGACCAGGACGCAAAGCUGCCAUCAAGGGUUUGACCAUGGGAGGUUUGGAGAUCAUCUCCAUCACCGACAACACCCCAGUUCCACACAACGGCUGCCGCCCGCGGAAAGCCAGGCGCAUGUGAGAGGGGAGUCAGAAGAGACACACAACUUCCAACAUCGGUUCAUACAACAGGGACUCGGUUGAAUGUUGCUCCUGUGACAGAUUCUGAAAAGCCACCCUCCAUGG
Antrostomus carolinensis (chuck-will's-widow) is the source of this 566-nucleotide messenger RNA. It is a transcript of the gene MRPS11, whose product is annotated as mitochondrial ribosomal protein S11. Gene Ontology annotation, biological process: translation. The transcript is spliced from 5 exons. Gene Ontology annotation, molecular function: structural constituent of ribosome. NCBI's taxonomy places the organism in Eukaryota, Metazoa, Chordata, Aves, Caprimulgiformes, Caprimulgidae. Gene Ontology annotation, cellular component: ribosome. The record is from RefSeq and is a predicted model, not a curated record. The annotation marks the transcript as partial.